CAUCAGGAAGAAGAAAAAGGAGAGAAAGGGAGGCGACAGGACAAAUACAAUGAUCGCUGAAACUGGGAAAGACAUUCCGAAGGCCGAUUAUCUCCGAUCAGAAGCGAGCUCCUGCCCAGACUCCCCUGUCUCCUCUCCCUCUGAGCCCGGCCAGCUGAGCAGGAGGAGGGACACUCAGACCAGCAGCGGCAGCAUCGUCCCGGAGGAGAGCGGCAGCAUCCAGCCCCUGGUCUCCUCAUCCUGCAUCAUGACAUCGGGGGAGUUCAUGCAGACCGCUCCCCUGCUGGCGCACAAAUCCAAGAGGAGCCUGAUGUACAAGGCGCUCUGCUUCCUCCUCCUCAUAUUUCAGGGCGGCAUCCUGGAUUUCUACCUCAUCAUCUUCACUGACCUGUACUGGUGCUCGUGGAUAGCCACGGACCUGGUGGUGAUUUCGGGCUGGGGGAUUUUCUUCAUGAAGAACGCGCGGAGUAAAAGAGAGCGGGCCUGCGGCUUCCAUCAGAAGAGCUCCAUCUUCGGCUGCAACCUGGGGGAGUUCACCUACGCCUACCUGGCCUGGCUCAUCUAUGUCAUCGCCUGCACUCCGAAGGUGGUGCUCAUUCUAGAGACGUCCAUCCUGGACCUGAUCGCACUGAAGGUCCCGUGCGGGGUGACCGGCUUCAAAAUCAUCAUGCUGCUGUCCGCUCCGUUGCUCUUCUGCCUCAUCAACUCCAUCAUCGAGGACCUGAACGGCUCGACGCGGCACCACUCCCAGAACUGCUUCAUGAGCACCUGCCUGGACCUGCUGGACAGCUUCACCCUGGUGGAGAUGCUGCUCAGGAACGAGAUCCCCACCGUCUACCUGAAGUACACCGUCAUCUCGGUGUACUUUGUGGCCCUGGCCGUGCCGGUGGUCUGGCUCUACGAGCUGACGGCGUCGGAGCUGCGCUGCCGGUGGCUGUGGGCCCGCUUCUCCACCGGCCUGCUGGUCAACGCCCCGCUGCUGGUGGUCAGGUGCUUCCAGGUCUACGUCUACAAGACGUCGGUGUCGGUAUUCAUGUUCAAAAACAUCUUCUUCUUGGCGUGUAAGUUGAUGGAGCUGGUGGAGCAGUGCGUGGCGGUGCGUGGGGUCCGCAGGUUGGCCGGCAGCAGUAACCCGGCCCAGUUCUCCCACUGCGUGUCCGAGAACGACAUGUGUCCGCACGGAUACGUCAACACUCUGGCCGUCACCCAGUCCUAGAGGCCGGAGCAGAGCCCGGAGCAGAGCCCGGCAGACCGCCCUGCCUCUGGGGAUGGGGGAAAGUGGAGAGGUGGUGAUGCCUUCCAGACACAGCUGGAAACUGGGAAAUCCCAAACACUGCCCCAACUCUGGCUCCAGAUAGAGGCUUUGGAAAAGGAAGCCAACAGAAUCAAGUGACAGGUCAGGAUAGGGUUGGAGGACAGAACAGUACAGGGUAGAGAACCUGUUACAUUAGAACAUAAACCACGUCAACACUGAAAUGAAAACAAAUUCUACAAAGAAACUACAGUUUUCUUAGUUACUUCUGCCUCCACCUCAAUCCAGUGACAGGGCGAGAUUAACCCGAGGCCCUGGGGCCCCAGCACUGUUCUGUGAAGUUGAUUAGAAACAGUGUGUAUGACUCACUGCAUUAAAGAAUCACAUGUAUUUGUAGAGCACAUGUCCUUCCACUAACAGUGGAACAAUCUACAGAACACAUUGGAGACAGUUUUUCAUUCUAAAUUCCUAUUUAUAAACAUAUCUGUGUCUUUUUGGAAUAUCCACAGUAAUAAGGAAAUCCUUCAUGGUGAGACAUGUUGCUUUAGAACUUUUAAAAUAAGUAUGAACUGAAUGAUAUUCACCUCUUUACAUUGGGCUGAAGGCAGAACUUUCAGACAUACUGCUGUUCAAAAGUUUGGGCUCACUUACAAAUGUCCUUAUGCUUGAAAGAAAAACAUUUUUUUAGUGAAGAUAACAUAAAAUGAAUGAUAAAUCCAGUGUAGACAUUGUUAAUGUGCUAAAUGACUAUUCUAGCUGGAAACGGCUGAUUUUUAAUGGAAUAUCUCCAUAGGGGUACAGAGGAACAUUUCCAGCAACCAUCACUCCUGUGUUCUAAUGCUACAUUAUGUUAGCUAAUGGUGCUGAAAGGCUCAUUGAUGAUUACAAAACCCUUGUUCAGUUAUGUUAGCACAUGGAUAAAAUUGGGAGUUUACAUGGAAAUCAUGAAAUUGUCUGGGUUACAACAAACUUUUGAACAGUAGUGUGUGUAUUUACAGGUUUGACAAAUUCCACCAAAAACAUCUGGAUGGUUUGUUUCUUACGAGAGAGUGAGUCUCUUUUCUUUGUUGUUGUGUGGUACACUAACCCUUGAAAGAAUACAAAGUGUCAUGAGCAAUAGAAAAAAAACGCAGAAAAGCGGCAAUAAUAAACAUUACCACAGAUAAAGAGGAUAAAGAGGAACCCAAACUAACUUCACAGUUCUGUUUAUGUCAUUCAGGACCCCUUGGUGUUUGUGAACCACAAGACUCCUGUUACAACAAGGACUGGCUGUGAUUCAUGCCAGUCCUGCACUAAUUCACAAAAGUUUAUUUUCUUUUUGUUUUUGUUUUCAGUUUUGGUAUUUAAAAAAAACACCAUUCUCUAACACAUUUGCCAUCAUUUGGCAAAAGUAAGCUGAUAUGGAGCUAUGAGGCAGAACUCACUUUGGGCCCCUUUUGAGCAGGUAGUUGUCGUCCAACAGUGUACCCACAUUGUGCCAGUCAGUAAGAAAGGGUCAAGAAAUGCAUUAGGGGCCCUUGUCAUUUAGUGGUGCAUAUUGCCAAAUAACCUGGGAAUGAAUCUAAUUACCACAAAGUAAUGCUGAUGUAUGCUAGAUGUGUUUCAGGGCUUUUGAGAGUUUGCGGUUAUCCACUAGGUGUGACCAGCUGUGUUAGUCAAUAACCACAUUGCAUUUAUGGAUAAUCUAACAUGAUGUGAUGCCAGAAAAACUAUUCAUUGAGUCAUUUUACAGGCUGAAACCGUCUUCAGAGCAGCGGGGUUAGAAUAUGUCGCUGUGUUACAAUGACAUCUAACUGAACCUCUAAAAGCUUGGAGCUGACUAAAUUUCCUGAGUUUCCACUUGGAAUUCUGACUUUUGGGGUAAAUUGCAUUCUAUAUGCCAGUGGAUUUUCCAGUUUUUGAACAUGUCUGGUGUCAUCUGUACCAGCCUUACAAUGUUCCCUCUACAGACUGGUCUACAGGUGCUACAGUCAGACCCAACACCUGCAAUAGCCUACAACCGUACAAACUCUGAUGCACUGAACCUUCCUGAGGCAUGUCGGUCAGCCUGUGAGUUUCACUGCAGUAUUUUAAUGGAAUACAGAGAGACAGCAGCUGGACAAUGUGUAGAUUUAAGUGGCAAAGUGCAAUUUGAAGAGUCCUUUGGUUUGCUCUGAACAGCUGGGUUCUGCUUCAGCUAUGUACAUUAGUGUUUUCUAUUGAUGACCGUGUUGUCUCCUGGUCUGUGCUGGUUCUAAAAGCUGUGUCUGGUACUGACAGUAGAAUAGACAUGUGUAAGUUAAUGCAACGCUUAAAGACCCAACAGUGCCGUGAUAAACAGGUUUACUAAUCCUUUUCAAAUGGAUCCCUGUCCAGCAGCUCUUUCUGUUGGUAUCCCUGGCUGUGCUACUGUUCUCCAACUUAUGUCACUUUUUGGAUUGAGUCCUUAAAGAUCACCGGCUACUUCUCAAGCCUUGUUUAUUCUCCCUUGCAGAUGCACACAUGGACACGACAGACACACUUGUUGUUAUUCUACUUUUCUAUUCCAUGUUAGGCCACUUGGAGAACUCUGUUCCAUACCUGUGCAAUAGGUCAUAUCUACAUAUUCCACACAUAUACACGACUGCGGAGCAUGCACAUUAUUGACCCAUGUAAUGGAGUCACCUGCACAACACAACUUUUGGGCUGUACACAGAUGUCCACACAGGAGUCCAUGUGGACGCUCACAGCCUUGGAGAGAGGACAAAAUGUAUGUCACAGGAACCCCAGCAGACCCUCAUGCAAUCAGACGCACAAUGUGAAAAUAGGUUAUUCCAGAAGUGGAGGACAUUUGGCCUGCACAAUUUUUGGAAAAUAAACCUUCUCUGUUACAGUUUUCUGCUUCAUAUUCAUCAAUAAUAGGUAAUAAACUAUCAGAGGCUUGAUUGGCUCAGCUUACACAUCAAUGGUACCAUUUCUAUUCCAUGUUUUAUUAGUUGUUUGCUAACCCUACUCUAAUCACAGUAACGGGGUUGCUAAUCCAUGCUAAUGUGAUCUUUUUCUCAGCAGUAGAAGCUAGAUAUUUAGCUAGCUGUUACUGCUGACCAAGAGGACAAACUGACUGAUGGAAAACAGUCCAAAGAAUGAGUCUGAUCCUGAUAAUAUGAGGUAGAGUAAGACAUUCAAUCAAGGCUGACAAGGGGAUGAAAAGAUGAAAAAUAGAAGAGAAGACAUAGCGUUGCUCUACCCAUUCUUUAGGAAAACUGUUUGAUGAUGUUAAUUCCACGUGAUUCACUGUUUUCUUCUUCUUCUACCAGAUAAAAAGAUUAUGCUAACAGGACUGUUGUGGGACACGUUCCUUGCAUAAUAAUUAUUAUUAUUUUAAAAUAUUAUGUUGAUUAAGAAAAAUGUUCCCAGAAUUACAAGACACCAAUGAAAAAAUAAUACCAAAAAAGAGUUUUAAAUUGCAUUUUAACUGUAUUAUUUGAGGUUCAGUUUGGUCAUCAGGGGGUGGGACAAGAGAAAAAUGGAAUUUUUGGAGAAACACCAGAAUUAUUUGGUAUUUUGAAAAAUAUUUUCAAGCAUUCUUUUCUUCUAGUUUUUUUUUUUUUUUUUAGAUUUGGUCUCAGGACAAGAACAUUUACACAACAACAGUGUUUUGUACAUGGAUUAUUUUAAAUUUGAUAGGUGGGAUGUAAAAUGUCCUCCAGUUCUGGAAUGACCCUUCUAAUGCUGUACUCACUGUGACAUCUGUCAUUUCAAGGCCCAUAGUUCUCUGGAUAACAAACUGGCUUAACUCAGUUUGUCAGAAAAUAAAUGAAUACAUAAAUAUAACACUCAUUCAUUUCAUCAUAGGGCUUCAGUAUGUUUUAUUUUCUAAAAGCUUAUGCCCACUAUACAGAAAAUCUCAGUAGACUGAAAGGUUUGUGUCAUUUUCAACACACCUGUGAAGUCGGGAACUAUAUUUGUGUUACUUUCUUCAUACUUCAUAAUAUAUGGAAUCUCAUUUCCCCCAUGAAAUCAGUUAAACAUUAGAACAACUGAGACUUGCGAAAAUGUUUUCAUGAGGUCAUGAGUCUUUUCUUAAUCAAAGUCAGAGUCACAGAUUGACAUACGUAUUCCAGCUGAGCCUCCACUAAUCAGCAUUUUCAAAUUACCAGUGGAUCAAAUGUGUUGUCAUAGUGAGGAACCCACAAAGACAAAUUCCUCUGUUUUAGCUCAACACGGCCUUUUAACUUUAUUUUCUAGCCUGGUUUCAGUGAAAUGAAGACCCAUGAAUGCAAAGCUCUACCCAGUGUGUUUUCUCUGGUAAAUAAGUGCCUCUCAAAGCAUUGUGGGGUAGAAGAACACACAAUAGAGAGGUGGAACAGAGGUGUUGUUUGCUUACAUAUUUGGAGGAUGUCAGUGUUGUAAUAUCUGGGCUCCCUCCUUCAAUGUGCUCUGACUUUAAAAUGCAUCGUACAGUGCUGAGUGGUAGUCCACAGCACAGAACACUGCCUUCUGUUUGAUUUCUCAUGAGAAAAAAAGUACCUUCACACAGAGACAUUUAAAGUGUUGUUUUAUUUAGACAGCGUUUGCUAGUGAACAAACUCUUCAGAUUUCGAGCACAGACAUACCUCCAACAACCGUAGAUUUACAACUUUAUUUAUCAGACACUCUUAUCCAACGAGGCGUUUAUCUGAGAGUAGAUACGGCAUGAGACAGGCAUACAGAGCAGCACUGGACUACUAAAAGGUCUGUUUUACUCAUGACAGUUUCUGUUUUCAUUCUUAACUGUAAUCUGUCAGACUACCUGGUGGAAAUGGGCUUCCAUAUUAUACAACAUCCUCUCUUGUUUUGUGCUAUAAAUAGUUUGAGCAGACUUAAAAAAAGGGACUGUAACCAUGAUAUGGUUGGCUCAGGUACAUUUGGAAAUGCAGCUUUACCUCCAGUCAUGAGAGCAUUGUUGCCACAGUAGGACGGGGUGUGCUGUUUACUGAAACACAGUCAGCUUUGUGUCUGUUUUCCUGACGUGUCCUUGGCAUGUCAUUUCAUUGUGCGAAGUGUGUGAUUAUGACAACCCACACUGCCAACAAUCCAUACUGGUUCUAAAUCAAUCCAAAUGUUUACUACAAGUUUAGUUUGAAAACGUAAUUAAAUAUUUGUAAUUGUCACGAGGAUUGUUGGAUGAACUGAUAAAUAUGGUGCAGCCAGCAGGUGUUUCAGGUCAGCAGAUCUCAUCAGGGUCGUUGUGGAAGUCUGAUCCUUGGUGCAGUGACUGCAUGUGGUGUCUCCAGAGGUGUGUCUUCAUGACAAAGCUGUCAGGUUUAAGCUCUGAGCCAGGUUAGUAGUCUCUUCCAGCUUUACUGCUAAAUUAAGCCUGACAGAGAGAACAACCCAAGACAGCCAUUUUAUAAGUGUUGCACAAAAAUGAUCCAUAGACCAUUUAAACAAAUAAAAGGUGACACAAAUUAUCCAACUACUUGUAGUGAAAGUCCACUGCAGAGUGGGUGUAAAAGCUUCCAUACUGAUGAGCUGAAGUGAACCAUAGGACUGCACUACAAAGCGAGAUUAGAGGGUGAGUAGUGGAGUUUUCUGUGUCAUGAAGGUGGCUGUCUUUUAUCUAGCUAGGUCCCCAUGGUAAGUGAUGCUGUGGAGCUAACCUGGUCUGGAGCAAGUUUUGCUCAGAAUUUCUGAUGUAAAUCAGCUGGAAGAAGCGUCUCCCGUUAAACAAAGCAUUUCCUAAUGAUUCUUCAUGAGUGAUCCAGAUUCUCAGCUGAGGGAAACUGUUUGAUCUGCAGAUCUGUUAAGCUGUACUUUACUGAUAUCACUGAAUGAAGCUGUGUAGUUACAGUAUCACACACUGUAAGUAUCAUGCUGCCAUGGGAACUCAACAUGGACAUAUCAAAAGAUAGGAUAGAGUUAAGGUUAGGGAUGUGAUUUUUUUAAUAUCCAGGCUGCAUUCGGCAGGGUAAAACAUCGAAGAAACAACAUGAUGUUUUGCUGCUUUAUUCGCUUUCUUUCCCAAAGUGCAAUGAGUAAGAUUAUGUCAGUAUCAUAUUAGAUAUGGAGGCUGAGUCAGGAAAUGAUUAGCUUAGCUUAGCAUAAAGCUUGGAAACGUCUGGAAACCGCUAACGUGGUCUUCUCAAGGCUCAAACAUAUAGCAACCAGAACUAAAGCUAAUAAUUAGUCUUACUGGCUUUCCAGAAAUGCAAAAACCUAUGCUAUGUUAGCCCUAAAGAGCUAAUUCAUUAGCAGUAGCUGCACAGCUAAUGCACAUCCAGAGGAAGUGAUGUAAAAUUCUACAAAAUAUAAAUGAUACUGGCAUUGUGAGAACUAAAAAAAAACAGAACAGAGAACUUCAGAUUUGGUAUGACACAGUGCUGAACUGAUAACACUGUAAAAACGGUGCAUGUGUACAAAGUUUACUCGGCCUCAUCUCUUGUAACGUCGAUCUCGUUUUCCUCUUCUUCGUAUAAAAACAUUUAUAUUUAUAUUUAUGUGAUUUCUGCAUCCCUAACUAAAUAGUUAGGGAUGCAGAAAUUGUAUAAAUAUGUUUCUGUUUUGUUCUGAUUUCCUGUCAAGUCAGCUCCCACUGCUGGUGCUGCAGAACACAGAUUAGAAAACUGAUCAUUCUACUGGUAUUUAUUACAGAGAAGAUUUAAUCAGUAACAUUAGGUUUCCUUUGAUUUGGCCUCAAAAUAAAGUGAUAUCCUGCAUUAUGGGACUGUGCCAGACCUAAAUACACUUCAAUACAACAUCAUGUUUAAACAUAUAAAGUCUAAAGCUGAAAAAUUUCACUAUGCAUGUGUCAGUUAUCAAUAAUCAACUGCAUUGAUCAGUAAAAUACAUGUUAGGCAUGUUUAACAGUUUUCUAAUAGCAUUCCUGUCUUGCAUCAUUUGCAGCAGCAGCUUUACAGUCAUACAUUUGUAUAUUCUUCAUUCCUUUAAAACAACCUCUGAUUGAAGCAGCGAAACACAAUUGUUUCAUUUUGUGUGGAAGAAGGUUCUCAUGAUACGUUAAACUCCUUCUUUUGAGUUAAUGCACACAGAGUUUGAAGCAGAAAACGUGACUGAACAAAGACAGUUGAUAACCACAUUCGUGAUACCCAUUUUCUCUGAAUGAGGCUUUAGUUUUUGUCAAGCCGACUUCCACAAAGAAAGCCCAGCUAUGUGAACUCGGUUCAUAGUUCAGCCCUGGGGUGCUGCUGGGAUUAACAGAGGUGAUAGCAAACCCCCUCUCACUGGGUCUGCACAUUAUUUACUAUUUAAAGUAUAUUCAAUCAGUAUAUGUGACUAAAGAGCAGAUCUACAUGCAGAUCUGAACUCAUUUCAGUGCCCAUUGUUUUGGAGAUGAAUGAAAUCAUAGUCCAGUGAGUAAUCACAGUGAGGUUAUCAAACAAAUGCUGUCCCAGCUUUGUUUGCUCUUCAGCGAGUGAUUCAUGUCUGCAGGUCAGAGGUUAUGGUGAUUUGUGCCUUGCUUGCUGAACUGCUGAGGGGUCAAGAGUGAAAGGAGGAGAAAAAUACCACAAAGUUAACAAAACAUUUUUGUCAAAACCUUAUCUCUUUGUUCUCCACAUAACAAAUAAUUUAGUGGACUCACGCGUUGGUCACUUUCCAGGCAGCAGUGGUGUCUAGUUCACUAAAUACAGCUUUGAAAGUAAACUUGCUGAUUUCAGACCUGCUAAAUCAUCACGUCUAUUUUUUUUUGUCAGUGUUGAGUUACACUUUUUUAGUAAUGCAUAAUUAAGAGUAGAUUGAUUUGAAAAGUCUGGAAUGCACACCAUAUGUCCAUGGCCAUCGUAACGCAGACAGACCCAAACAAUUAGAAAGAAACACACUAGCAUUCACAAGUUUGGGCUCUCUUAGAAAUGUUCUUAUUUUUGAAAGAAGUAACAUCAAAUGAAUGAUAAAUCCAGUGUAGACAUUGUUAAUGUGCUAAAUGAAUUUUCUAGCAGCAAACGUCUGAUUUUUAACCGAAUAUCUCCAUAGGGGUACAGAGGAACAUUUCCAGCAACCAUCAUUCCUGUGUUCCAAUGCUACAUUGUGUUAGCUAAUGGUGCUGAAAGGCUCAUUGAUGGUUAGAAAACCCUUGUGCAGUUAUGUUAGCACAUGGAUAAAAGUGUGAGUUUUCAUGGAAAACAUGAAGUUGUCUGGGUGUCCCCAAACUUUUGAAGUAAUGAAUAAUUACGCUUCAGAAACAAAUUUCUUCUUGUGAUUCUCAUGCUGUAUUGAAAUGAAUUGAAAGCAGUGAUGCUUGGAAGUAAAAAGGGUCUGAUGUGGAAACCAAGUGUGGCUUUAAACUAAGUCAUGUAAAGUUUUACUCAAUCCCAGCGGUGCUAUUACUGAAGCGGUGUAGUUUAUCCUGGUGUCAGGCCAUGCGUCUUGUAUUUUAAAUUGAGAGCAAAAUUGUAUAUAAAGAGCUUUAAGAACACAAUGUAUUUACAGCUUAAUGUGGGUAGUUGUCUUCAAACUUGUUGAAGAAACUUUUCAAUUAUUCCUAUGCAUUAAACAUGAGGAAAUGCUUAAAUCACUUGAGUUCUACAAAGACAGAGAACUGUGCUAAUCCAAUUGGCUGAAUCUGUUCCAGAGUAAACAGACAAAUGGGAGAGGAGGCUGUCAAUCACUCUCCCUUCAAAGAUCAGCUCUUCUAAUGGAGGUCGGCAGUCACUGAUGUGUCUCCUAUUAUGUCCACCGAAUGUUUCGUAUUUAUGUCACAUGAUCUCAGCAGAGAUAUCUUUACAACAAAGACUAUCUUUUGAUAAAAUCUUGGACCUUUUAUUAUUUCAAAGUUUUGAUGAACUCUGCAGACAUCCCGUGGCUUUGAGGUUGACCCUGAUGACCUCUCUGUGGAGGACUGCAGAACCAGAAAGACAUGUUUAGUGGUUCUCAUUGCUUUCUUUCCAUAUUGCACUGGUAGCUUAACAGUGUUUGUUUAUUGCUUAUUAUAUCUUGCCAAAGUAGUUAAAUGGUUAUAUUUUAUACUAUUUUGUAUUAUUUCCUUGUGCCAGUAAUCUAUUAGACCUUUGUAUAUGUAUACAAUGCUGCUGGAAAGGCUCUCUAACAAUCUGUAUUUAGAUGAAGGAAGAUUACCACACAGUUUAAUCACAAGCAGGAGCACAUAUUUGCAUUAAAGUUAAGAAUAGGAGGCCUUCAACCUGUAUGAAAAACCGCGUUGUGUAACUAUACUAAAGCUACCAAAGGCUUCAAUGACAUGGACAUUCAAAGGGCCAAUCAUGCUACGCAGAUGCAAAUGCUUUUUCUUGCUUAAACCUUUGUGCAAUGAAAAACACAAUGUGCAAUUUAAACAGUCUCCUGUCCUAUCUUAUAAUAUACAGGCUUCCCUUUUGUUUGAACUUGUUUACAGGACGUAGCUGUUGUUUACAGAUAGGACUUGUACUGUAAAUCUUUGUGGUGUAUAUCUAAACUGAUACAAUGUAAUUCAUGUACUGUAGAUGUAACAGAGUAUUAUGUGGUUGAAACCUAAAAUAAAUCAGAGAAAGUUACAAA
Messenger RNA from Acanthochromis polyacanthus (spiny chromis), 10699 nucleotides. It is a transcript of the gene tmem121b, whose product is annotated as transmembrane protein 121B. The record is from RefSeq and is a predicted model, not a curated record. The coding region runs from base 50 to 1216 and encodes 388 amino acids. Lineage: Eukaryota; Metazoa; Chordata; Actinopteri; Pomacentridae. The transcript has a single exon.